Molecule: messenger RNA, 2935 nt
Organism: Hypomesus transpacificus
Lineage: Eukaryota; Metazoa; Chordata; Actinopteri; Osmeriformes; Osmeridae
Gene: bcl2l12
Product: BCL2 like 12
Exons: 9
Coding region: 1050-2150 (366 amino acids)
Biological process (GO): regulation of apoptotic process
Source: RefSeq, a predicted model, not a curated record
AGAGAGAGAGAGAGAGAGAGAGAGAGAGAGAGAGAGAGAGAGAGAGAGAGAGAGAGAGAGAGAGGGAGAAAGGAAUGACAACAGAAUGUGAACCAUCCAAUAGAGGAAAUUGAAUAUAUGGAGUGUCUCCCAAUCCUUGUACCAGUGUCGGAUUUCAGGGACGCUGGCAUGGUUUGGGGGGGGCAGUGUUGAGGACUUUGCAACAGUUUGUGUACCAGAUACCUCUCAUUCUCAUCUUCAUCACCCCACACGCUUUAGUGUGCGUACGUGUAGGUGUGUUUGGACUGCUUUAAGUGCCUCAUUCUCUGUCUCAUAACUCAUCGUUUUUAUUGCCAUUAUCUGUUUCCGAAAUAAGUAUUUCCUUUUGGGGGGAUUUCUUGUAAGUGGAUAAUUCCCACAAACAAUUCUCUUGAAAAUUAAACUAUAAAUAUUUGUAUUGAAUGUGUUUUGAUCCUAAUAAAUUCAACGUGAAAAAAAGACUGCAAUGAAUUCUACUUUGAGAGUUUGUAAAGUGUGAAUAUAUUUAGAUCUCACACAUGACGACGUUUUCAUUGGUCGAAUAGCUAGUGCUGUGAGUCAUGAGGCGGCCGCUCGGCUGACAUGCGUCCUAGUAACACUCUACUCGACGUUUUCCAAUGAGGAUUAAAGCAAACUUCUUCAGUCACAAGCAGUUGGUACUAGACCGGUCAGCGCAGUCACAGUAGUUAGAAAAACUGAAGUGUUAGCUUAAAACGUUUAGAAAGCAAGCUGGCUAAAGACCCGUCUUGAGUGUAACAAGUCAACGAGUGACAAACCGUAUUUAUAUUUCGAUCUAGCAAAAAGUCAUGAUAGAUUGUUACUUUUAGGAAUACUUGAGGCUAAAAGGACUACACUUUGUCCUGGCUUCAUGUAAACAUUUUUAACAUGAUGCGGUAUAGCGAUUACUAGUUAUGAAGUCCUCACUUGCUAAUUUGUUUAAGAUAGCACUAAGUUAGCUAAAACUGGCUAGCUAUUUCGCUUUUCAAACGCAACGUGAAUGAAGGCACGAAGGAGCCAUCCACAGCGCAGUGAUGUCAGAAGAAGCGGAGGGCCCCUCGUCUCCCUCCCCCUCAGUGUCCUCUGUCUCCCUGGUGGAGAUCAAGGAGGACACCCGCCUGGUGCUCAAAGCCUUCCUCCGCCACUCUCUGGCCAUCCCUGCUGGCGAGCGAGCGGGGAGGGUUGGUGGAGGCUACAGGGACUGCACCAAGUACAGUGCUAGUGUGAAGGACCCCAGGAGGAGGGUGAAGGAUGUGCUGACCUCCCAGGAGGAUGAGGUCAGCUCAGCGACUGACAAAAGAAGCUUCAAGGACAUCAUAAAGAGACUGCAGCCGCGCCGCUCGCUCAGAGACGGCCCAGACCAGACCAAAAAAGCUUCCUUGGAGAAGGAAGGAGGUUGGAAGGGCACCAGUCCAGGAGCAUUGCGACUCAGAGAAAAUCUUGACGCAGAGCCUUCCUCAGCAUCCUCUACAUCAGAGGAAGAGGGCAGCGAAGUCAAACUAAAGAAAAAGAAGAAAAAGAACAAAUUGAAAAGCCAGAUUUCCUCGUUCUUCAAGAAGAAGGAGGAUGGCUCCCAGAGGCCAUCCACACUGUCCAUCAACAAAGAGCCAGAAUCUCCCCCUCUCCUCAGCUCUCCCUCACAUCCUCCUGAGUUUUAUGAAGAAGUUGCAGAAACUCUAGACAGGAUUGUUCAGAGGUCUCAUAGUACCAAGAAAGCCAGUCCAGUCCUCUCUGCCACCACAUCACUCAAACCUGCCCCUGCCGGAGACAAAGACCAGGUGGUGAAGCAGUUAGCACAGGUGCUGUCUAUAGAAGGGGACGCCAUCAACAUUAAGAUCCAGUCUGAUCCGUUCCUGCGCUCCACACUGACUCGUCUCUCCUACCCCUCGUUUGCCAAACUCCUGGACACCUUCGCCAGCGAGGCCCAAGUCCCCGCCCUGCCGGCCACCGCCAGCCCCACCCUGCGCCGUGUGGCUAUCACCAUGGAGGUGUCGCGCCGCGUCUUCACGGCAACCGGGACACAGCGCAUGCAGGGCUAUGCAGAGCGCUACAUGGAGAACUUUGCUCCAUGGGUCAAGAGCCAGGGAGGAUGGGAAGGCAUAGUGCAGCUGGAGGAAGUUUUAGAGUAUGACUGAACACCCUGCAGCACCCGGGGCAGCUGGGACCUGGGGCAGCUGGGACCUGGGGCAGCUGGGACCUGUCACGCUGCAGCACCUGGGGGAGCUGGGACCUGGGGCAGCUGGGACCUGGGGCAGCUGGGACCUGUCACCCUGGGGUAGCUGGGACCUGGGGCAGCUGGGACCUGUCACCCUGGGGCAGCUGGGGCAGCUGGGGCAGCUGGGACCUGGGGCAGCUGGGACCUGUCACCCUGCAGCACCCGGGGUAGCUGGGACCUGUCACCCUGCAGCACCUGGGGCAGCUGGGACCUGUCACCCUGCAGCACCCGGGGCAGCUGGGACCUGUCACCCUGCAGCACCUGGGGCAGCUGGGACCUGUCACCCUGCAGCACCCGGGGUAGCUGGGACCUGUCACCCUGCAGCACCUGGGGCAGCUGGGACCUGUCACCCUGCAGCACCUGGGGCAGCUGGGACCUGUCACCCUGCAGCACCUGGGGCAGCUGGAACCUGUGGUUUACUCUCCCUGCUCUCCCAGUCUCCCUGCUCAGGUGCACACAUGUCCCAUGUCCUACAUAGAGUAGGUUCAGGGGCAGCGAUUGAUGUACUUUGGGGAACCAAGUAGAGAACUUAGAUUCAGAGUGAUUUUUCAAGAGGGUGAAGAAGGGAAAGCUUUUUUGAGAUUUCCAAUAGAUUUGGAACCAGUAGUGUUUUAACACUAAACAUGUUUGUCAGUCAUGUAUUUUUAUGAAUCAACUUUUUUAUAAAUUAAAAAAAACAAACAUAUAAACAUGUUUUUCUGAAAA